AUGUUUGGUUUUGGAUUUUUACUGCUCUGCAGCAUUAAAGCCAAGGAGGUAGAGUCAAAUUGCAAUAUGAUAGGCAAACCAGAGAACCCUCUACUCUCCCAGGAUGGAGAUAUUAUCAUUGGAGGGGCUUUUUCAAUACACAACAAAAUAAAUUUAAUAAUACCAUCAUUUACAGAAAAACCUCAUCAUCUAAUGUGCACCAGCCUGAAUUUGAGAGAACUCCACUUUGCUCAAACCAUGAUCUUUGCAAUUGAAGAAAUUAACAGCAAGAGAAGCCUACUUCCAAACAUUUCAAUUGGAUACCAAAUAUUUGACAGCUGUGGUUCCACAUUAGCCUCUAUGAGGUCAUCAAUGGCUUUGAUAAAUGGCCAGGAGCUGACAGCAGAACAUACCUGCUCUGGAAAACCAGCAGUUAAAGCCAUUAUUGGAGAAUCUGAGUCUUCCACAACUAUUGUACUGUCUAGAGCAGCAGGGCCAUUCAACAUUCCCGUGAUUAGCCAUUUUGCUACUUGUGCCUGCCUGAGCAGUAGAAAGCAGUUUCCAUCUUUCUUCAGAACUAUUCCAAGUGAUUACUACCAGAGCAGAGCACUGGCACAGUUAGUGAAACACUUCGGGUGGACCUGGAUUGGAGCAGUAAGAAGUGACAAUGACUAUGGAAACAAUGGCAUGGCAACAUUUGUAGAGGUAGCUGAGAAAGAAGGAGUGUGUAUUGAGUAUUCAGAGGCCAUAUCAAGGACAAAUUCCAAAGACAAGAUUGCCAAGGUUGUUGAAGUAAUAAAAAAAGGCACUGCUAAAGUUCUCAUGGCAUUUCUGGCACAGGGUGAAAUGGAUGUGUUGUUGGAAGAGCUUAUCAGGCAAAAUGUCGUUGGACUACAGUGGGUUGGCAGUGAAUCUUGGAUUACAUCAAGUUACUUGGCAACUGAAAGAACUUUAAACAUCCUUGGUGGUGCAAUUGGCUUUACAAUUAUCAAGUCAAAAAUUCCCGGCCUGAAAGAAUUCCUACUUAAAGUUGGUCCAUCCCAGAACCUUUCAAAUGCUCUUCUUGGGGAAUUUUGGGAGAUGGUGUUUGGUUGUUGUCUCUCUCCUACAGUCUGCCCUAAUUCUGAGCAUGCAACAUUUUGUGAUGGAUCUGAAAAUCUAACCAAUGUUAGUAAUGCGUUCACAGACGUUUCUGAGCUAAGGAUUUCAAAUAAUGUUUAUAAGGCAGUCUAUGCUAUCGCUUAUGCACUGCAUAACACAAUAACUUGCAAAAACUCAAAUGGUGGAAAUGAAAACAUAACAUGUGGAGAUGUGGAUUUAUUGGUUUCCAGCCAAGUCCUGCAUUCACUUCAAAAUGUCAAUUUCACAAUGGACUCAGGUGAGACAGUGUACUUUGACAAAAAUGGGGAUCCUAUGGCAAAAUAUGAGCUAGUAAACUGGCAGAAAAAUGGAGCAGGGGAAACAAAGUUCAUCACUGUAGGACAAUAUGAUGCCUCGCUAUCCAGUGAACAGCAGUUUGUCAUUAAUUCGUUCGAUAUAAUUUGGGCAGGAGACAGUCCCACGAAACCAAUCUCAGUGUGCACUGAGAGCUGCCAGCCAGGAUUCAGGCAAGCUGUGAUAAAAGGAAGACCAGUAUGCUGCUUUGAAUGUUUGCAGUGCCCAGCUGGAGAAAUUAGCAAUACUACUGAUUCAGCUGAAUGCAUCAAAUGUCCAUUAGAAUACUGGUCAAAUAAAAACCACAGCAUCUGUGUUCUCAAAAAGGUGGAAUUCCUUUCAUUUGAGGAAAACAUGGGAAUUCUUUUGACUGCAUUCUCAUUAACUGGGGUUACUUUAACAAUUGCAGUUGCGAUAGUGUUUUACAAAUUUAUAGACACACCUCUUGUGAAGGCCAGCAAUACAGAACUGAGCUUUUUGUUGCUUUUUUCAUUGUCUCUGUGCUUUCUCUGUUCACUUACUUUCAUUGGUCGGCCCACUGAGGGGUCCUGUAUGUUGCGUCAUUCAUCAUUUGGGGUCACUUUCGCUCUUUGUAUGUCUUGUGUUCUGACAAGAACAAUAGCCGUGGUAAUGGCCUUCAAGACCACAGUGCCUGGUUCAGGGCUUCCUCAUUGUUCAUUACCUUUACAAAGAAUUAGUGUUUUCUGUUGCACUGUUUUUCAGGUGAUGAUAUGUAUCCUGUGGCUGGCACUGGCCCGUCCAAUGCCAUAUAAAAAUAGCAUGUAUUCAUUAGAUAAAGUUAUACUUGAAUGUGAUUUAGGUUCGGCUAUAGGUUUCUGGGCUGUGCUGGGUUAUAUUGGAUUGUUAUCGGUGUUGUGUUUCUUUUUGGCUUUUCUGGCUAGAAAACUGCCCGAUAAUUUCAACGAAGCCAAAUUUAUUACAUUCAGUAUGGUCAUAUUCUGUGCUGUUUGGAUCACAUUUAUACCAGCAUAUAUCAGUUCUCCUGGAAAACUUACAGUAGCUGUUGAAAUAUUUGCCAUUUUAGCUUCUACUUUUGGUUUGCUGUUCUGUAUAUUUACACCAAAAUGCUACAUUAUCAUAUUCAAGCCAGAACAAAACACAAGGAAACAUAUCAUGGGCAAAACUUAA
Danio rerio (zebrafish) is the source of this 2562-nucleotide messenger RNA. RefSeq names its product olfactory receptor C family, h1 (gene olfch1). Gene Ontology annotation, cellular component: cell periphery; membrane; plasma membrane. The record is from RefSeq and is marked provisional. NCBI's taxonomy places the organism in Eukaryota, Metazoa, Chordata, Actinopteri, Cypriniformes, Danionidae. Gene Ontology annotation, biological process: G protein-coupled receptor signaling pathway. Gene Ontology annotation, molecular function: G protein-coupled receptor activity.